Messenger RNA from Gadus morhua (Atlantic cod), 459 nucleotides. RefSeq names its product protein krueppel-like. Gene Ontology annotation, molecular function: DNA-binding transcription factor activity, RNA polymerase II-specific; RNA polymerase II cis-regulatory region sequence-specific DNA binding. Gene Ontology annotation, cellular component: PcG protein complex; transcription regulator complex; chromatin. Bases 1 to 459 code for a protein of 152 amino acids. Gene Ontology annotation, biological process: regulation of transcription by RNA polymerase II. Lineage: Eukaryota; Metazoa; Chordata; Actinopteri; Gadiformes; Gadidae. The record is from RefSeq and is a predicted model, not a curated record. The transcript has 2 exons.
AUGCCUUUGUCGACCGUGGCACUCAGUGUGGCGCGCCGCCACCUCAGAGAUUCUGGUCAGACAAGCAACCUGAAGAUCCACAUGAGAACUCUCACCGGCGAGAAGCCCUACAAGUGUGACCAAUGCACGAAGUGCUUCAGUCAGAAGGGCAGCCUGAAUCUUCACAUGAGGACUCACACCGGCGAGAAGCCCUACAGGUGUGACCAAUGCACGAAGGGCUUCAUUGUGAAAGGUAACCUGAAGAUCCACAUGAGGACUCACUCCGGCGAGAAGCCCUACAGGUGCGACCAAUGCAAGAAGGGCUUCAGUCAGACAAGCAACCUGAAGAUCCACAUGAGGACUCACUCUGGGGAGAAGCCCUGCGUGUGUCUGCAGUGCAACGCCAGCUACAGCGACCCAAACAGUUUGCGUUUGCACAUGCUCAAGCACAGUUUGGCACGGGGUAACGGGACGAUUUGA